This is a messenger RNA of Entamoeba dispar SAW760, 6075 nucleotides long. Its product is annotated as protein serine/threonine kinase, putative. Lineage: Eukaryota; Evosea; Mastigamoebida; Endamoebidae. The transcript is spliced from 2 exons. Gene Ontology annotation, biological process: protein phosphorylation. Gene Ontology annotation, molecular function: protein kinase activity; ATP binding. The coding region runs from base 1 to 6075 and encodes 2024 amino acids. The record is from RefSeq and is a predicted model, not a curated record.
AUGAGAAGCUUACUGAUAUUUUCAGUUUUGUUAAUCCACAAUGUAUUUGCUGUUUGUGGAAAGAAUGAAACAGUAGUUCGAGGUAGUUGUGAGAAAUGUGAAGAUAAAUUUGAUUUUUGUUCAUUUUGUGAUGAGAAUAGUUGUAUUUCAUGUAGUGAAGGUAAAUAUUUAAAUGAAGGAAGGUGUGACUUUUGUCCAAAUUAUUGUAAGAGUUGUACUGCCAAUUCAUGUACUUCUUGUGAAGAUGGAUUUUUUCUUAGUGAUAAUGAAUGUUUUUCUUGUUUAAUUAAAAAUUGUACCAAAUGUCUUUCUAAUGGGAAAUGUUCUGAGUGUACUGUAAAUCAUUAUUUAAAUGAUGGCACAUGUUUGUCAUGUGAAGAAGAGUCAUCAAAUAAAUAUUCUCAAUGUUAUUUAAAUUCAAAAGGAGAAUUAGUUGGAACUCAAUGUGGAAACGGAUAUUAUAAUAAUACAAAUAAUCAAUGUACUUUUUCAACAAAAAUAUUAAUAGAAGGUUCAUGUGUAGAACGAUCAACAGUUCAUUGUUUAAAUUCUAAAAAUUCAAGAUGUACUCAAUGUGAUAUAAGUUCGCACUUAAUACAAGGAGUUUGUUAUGAAACAAUUCCGUGCUGGUGGUCUAAUAAAAUAACAGAUAUUUCUCAAGUAGAAACCUCUGAUAGUUACUCUAUAGACCCUAAUACGAUUAUAUUUAAUAAUUUAUGUUUUGAUAAGUCGUCAACACAUUGUCUUCAAGUAAGUACAAAUACUCAUAGUUGUACAGAAUGUGUAAAUGGAUAUUAUUUAUUUGGAGGAUUAUGUCUUCAAUGUUCUUCUUUCUUUGAUCAUUGUAUUGAUUGUGGAGAAAUUCAAAUGAAUAACUUUACUCAUACUGUAUGUAAAUAUUGUGAAGAAGGAUAUUAUAGUGAUGUUGGAUGUAGUCCUUGUAGUAAUAUAAAUGGAUGUAAGAGAUGUGAAAAUAUAUUAAGAAAAGGAGAUAUGUCAACAAAGAUUUGUUAUGAAUGCAUUGAUGGAUAUGAAUUAAUAGAUGGAAUGUGUAAACCACUUUUAAAUUGUGUAAAAGCAACUGGACCAAUUUGUAAUGUUUGUCGUAAGAAUUAUCUUCCUCAAAGCGGAAGAUGUGUUCCAAUGAAAGAAGUAAUUCCUAAAUGUUCUUCUACUUUAAAUGGUAAAUGUAAUUCUUGUGAAAGAAAUUAUUAUAUUACUAGUACAAAUGAAUGUCGUUUAUGUAAUAUUAAAGGGUGUUCAGAUUGUUCAAUUGAUGGGGUAUGUACUAUGUGUGAAAAAGGUUAUUGGUUAGACAACAGAUUUUGUAGUAAAUGUGAUACAAUAGCUAAUUGUGUUGAAUGCCAUAAUGAUAAUUCAGGAUGUUUAUAUUGUAAAGAAGAUUAUUAUGUUUCAAAUGGACUAUGUGUUUCUUGUUCUUCUGGAGUUACUGAUCAUUGUAAAUCUUGUUUACAAAAAGGUAACACUAUCACUUGUACUUCAUGUCAAGAAGGAUAUUAUCUUCAAGAAUCAAAAUGUCUUCAAUGUAAUACUCUUGACUCUUUAUGUCUUACUUGUUCUCCAUCAGAACCUCGUUGUUUAUCAUGUAAAUCAACUCAUUUUCCAAUGGGGAAACAAUGUUUAUUAUGUUCUACAAGAUUAGUCCAUUGCCUUGAAUGUUCAAGUUUAGAAGAAUGUACUGCUUGUGAAAGUGGAUAUUACUUAUCUAAUGGAGAAUGUUUCCCAUGUUCUGUUAUGAAAGGAUGUCAAUUAUGUAGUAGUGGAAAUGUAUGUACAACAUGUGAUGAAAUUUACAGGCCAUUAAAAAAAGGAGAUAAUGUAAUAUGUUCUUUUGAUGGAGGAGUAGAACAUUGUAAUAUAUUUACAAUAGAUGGAAUAUGUACAGCAUGUUCAUAUCCUUAUACUUUAGACACUUCAUUAAAUGUAUGCCUUGAUUGUCUUUCAACUAUUGAAAAUUGUGGUGAAUGUUCACCAGCAUCAAAACAGUGUAUUUCAUGUGUUUCUAAUUUAUAUUAUUUAAAUAAGGAUAAAAUGUGUGAGUUAUGUUCUGUAAGUAUGCCUCAUUGUAAAACAUGUGAAGAAACAUGUCUUUCUUGCUUAAGUGGAUAUUAUCUUUCAUUAGGACAAUGUCAAAGUUGUGAAGUUACACAUUGUAACAUUUGUACUGAAAAAGGAAAAUGUGAGACAUGUAAUAGUGGAUAUUAUCUUACAGACACAAAAAUAUGUCAGGCAUUAACUCGAACACAAAAUGAAUGUAUAGAAUAUGAUGGAAUAAAAGAAUCAAAUGGAUGUAUCUCUUGUAAUGAUAAAAGUUUUAUAUAUAAUGGAGAAUGUUUAUUAUGUUCAUCCUAUUAUCCAAAUUGUGAAGAAUGUUCAUUAGAGGGAUUAUGUUUAAAAUGUUCAGAGGGAUAUUAUCAAGUAAAUGGACAUUGUGAAGAGUGUUCUGGUAUAAAUGGAUGUUCUAAAUGUAGUCCAAAUUCUGAUGAAUGUCUUGAAUGUUCAUCUGGAGUAUUAAUAAAUGGAAGGUGUGGAAGUUGUAAGAAUAGAUUAUGUAAUACAUGUUCUUCUGAUGAUACUUGUCUUUCGUGUAUUUCUGGUUAUAAAUUAGAAUCAGGAAAUUGUAAAUCAAUUUAUAUUAAAGAAAGUAUUGAAUAUCAGAAUAAUAAAUAUAAAUUUAAUAGAUUUAAUUCAAGUAUUAGAUAUGUAAGUUCAAAUGAUAAUAACUUUGUUAAAUGUCAACCGAAUUGUCAAGAAUGUAAAGAUAAUAAUUGUGUGAAAUGUGAUGAUUAUUAUUAUUUAGACAAAAUAAAAACAACAUGUGUUUCAUGUUCAAGUAAUUGUAUUUCAUGUAAUGAUAGUAAUACAUGUAUAAAAUGUGAUUCAAAAACAUAUCUUUCUAAUGGAAAAUGUAUUGAUAUUCCACACUCACAUUAUAAAAAAACUGAAAGUAGUACUGAAUUAUGCUCUAGAGCAAUUUUUUCAUGUUCAACAUGUUCAAUUGAUCAAGGAAAUGUAAUAUGUAAUUCAUGUAUUGAAGAUUAUGCAUUUUAUUCAAAAGAAAAACGUAUUUGCGUUCGUCAUUAUGGGUUAAUUGAUUCAGAUGGAACAAGAAUUUUAUGUCCAAAAGGGUGUAGUUUUUGUGAUAAAAAUUUACGAUGUUUAAGUACAUACAGUGAUAAUUCAUUUAUUCAAAACGGUCAAAUAGUUGAAAUGAAAAAUUCUGAUGAAUGUCUUAUAUUUGAAACAAACAUUGGUUGUGUUUCAUGUAAAUCUUCAAUUACAUCUAAUGGAAUUUGUUUACCAACUAAUUCUCGUUGUAAAUAUCAAAUAGUUAAUUCUGAUGGUUCUAUUACUUGUAUUAAAAGUAAUUUAUUAAAACAAUUAACUUUUAAAACUACUGAAACAGUAGAAUUUCAAACAACAGUUACAACUUGUUCAAAUGGUAAAUAUUAUGGAACAACAACAUGUACAGAAUGUUCAAAUAGUUGUUCAACAUGUAAUAAUAAAAUGUUAUGUACAUCUUGUAAAGAAGGGAUAUUAACAUCUGAAGGAAAAUGUGUUACAGCAAGUAAUUGUGAAACAUUUACAAAUUCAUCAUGUGUUAAAUGUAAACCAAAAUAUUAUCUUGAAGAUAAUAAUUGUAUAAAUUGUCCAGAUGGAUGUCAAGAAUGUAUAAAAGUCAAUUCUGGAGUUAAAUGUAGAAUGUGUAGUGAUUCUUCACUUAUUUUAGUUAAAGGAACAUGUACUACAUUACAACAAGCACAUUGUAAAAGUAAAUUAAAAAAUUAUCCAUAUUGUUAUGAAUGUGAAAGUGGAUAUAGAUUAAAUAAAGACAGCUCUUGUGAAUUAAUUUCUGUUAAAGAUUGUCAAUAUAUCUUUAGAGGUGAAUGUAUUAGAUGUUCAAGUCACAAUUUAUUACUUUCAGAUUUAGGAGAAAUGGUUUGUGAUGAAAAAACAACAGCAAGAUGUUUAGUUGAUUCACAAAAUGGUUGUUUAAAGUGUAUUGAUGGAUUUUAUCAAGAUAAUCAAAACAAUUGUCAACCAUGUGAUAUUUCAUGUCUUAGAUGUGAUGAAACACCAAAAAACUGUAGUUCAUGUAGUUUUGGAUAUUAUUUUAAUGAUGAAGGAGUUUGUGAAUAUAUUGGAGAAUUAGCUCAUCAAUGUAAAAGAUUUGUUCCAAACGGAAGAAGUUGUGCAGCUUGUAAAGAAGGAUUUAUUCUUCAAGAUGGUGGGACAUGUGAAGAGUGUAAUGAAAAAUGUAUUAGUUGUAUUAAAAAUAAAGAUAUAUGUUUAGCUUGUAAUCUUCAAGGAGGAUGGUUUUAUGAUGAACAACAAGUUAAUGAACUUGAAAGAUGUCAACCUACUUCAUCUUUACAACAUUGUAAACAAUUUGAACAAAAAGGAUGUUCAAUAUGUGAAAAUAGCUUUUAUGUUAAUUCAAGCCAUCGUUGUUCACCAUGUAAAACUGAUUAUUGUUUUGAUUGUACAUCUAAUCGAUGUAAUGAAUGUAUUGAUCAAUAUGUUUUAAAGCAUCAAGUUUGUAUAUAUUGGAAAGACAUUAAAAAGUGUAUUUCAUAUGAUACAUCAACUAAAAAAUGUAAUAAAUGUCAAUCUUUAUAUACACCAACUAAUGAUGGAGCAGAAUGUGUUUUCAAUAAAAUUAGUUUAGUUUUAGUUAUUGGAAUACCAUUAUUUGGGAUAUUUGUUAUUAUUGUUUUAACAAUAAUAAUUAUUUCAUAUCUUUUAUUUGCACUUCAUAAAAAGAAAAAAUUAGAAGAACGAAAAGCAAAAAUCACAGAACAAUAUAUCGAUGUUUUAGAAAGUGAAGGAAUCCAUUUAAAACCUUUUGGUGGAAAUAGUUCCUUUGUUGUUAGUAGUACUGAUACUCUAGAAUUCUUUGGAGAAAUUGAUGAUGAAGUUCCUGUUGGUUUAGAAACAGCUCAAACGAUGUUUAUUGGAAAUAAAAAUGCUAAAAUAAUAAAAUGUCAAUUUAGUUAUAAAUCAAUGGAUGAACGUGUAAGAGUUAGAAUUGAACCAGAACUUAUUGAUAUUAAGAAAGGACAUGCAGUACAAUUUAAUAUUUCAAUUCUUCCAUUUUGUUCUUGUGAAAUAAAUGAAACUAUUCUUUUUAUUGCUGUUGAUAUAAAAACAAAUAAAGUUAUUGAAAUUCCUGUUCAUAUUAUAUUCAAAACAGUUUUGAGUACAAAACUUGAUUAUAACGAUUUACAAAUAAAAAAACAAAUUGGAAAAGGGUCAUUUGGAAUUGUUUAUAUAGGAGAAUUUAGAGGAAGUAAAGUUGCAAUUAAACGAAUGAUUGAAAAUGCCAGUGAUGCAAAACAAUUAGAAGAAUUUGAGAAAGAAGUUUCAAUGUUAGACAAAUUUAGAAAUGAUUAUAUUGUUCAUUUUUAUGGAGCGGUAUUUAUCCCUAAUAAAAUAUGUAUGGUAAUGGAACUUGCAGAAUAUGGUUCACUUGAAGAUUUAAUUAAAAAAAGAAGUAAUAACCCUUUAUCAAUGGAACUUCGUAUAAAAAUUAUGUUAGAUGCUGCUAAAGGAAUUGAAUAUCUUCAUUCAAAUGGAAUAUUACAUCGUGAUAUUAAACCUGAUAAUAUUUUGGUUGUAUCUUUAGAAGAAAAUAUUAAAGUUAAUGGUAAAUUAACAGAUUUUGGAAGUGCAAGAAAUGUUAAUUUAAUGCUUAAUAAUAUGACAUUUACUAAAGGAAUUGGUUCACCAACGUAUAUGGCUCCAGAAAUAUUAAAUAAAAAGAAAUAUGAAAAACCAGCAGAUAUUUAUUCAUUUUCAAUCUCUUUAUACCAAACAAUUAUUUAUCAUGACCCUUAUAAAGGAAUAUGUGAAUAUCCAUGGGAUAUUAUUGAUUUUAUUCAAAAAGAUAAUUACCUUCCUUUCCCUAAUGAAGCAACAGAAGAGAUGAACUUAUUAUUAAAAAAUACUUGGGAUCAUUCUCCCUUAAAACGAAUUAAUAUUAGUGAAGUUAUCUGUUCAUUACAAAAAAUCUUACAAUCAAUUUGUUCUAAAAAUGGAAAAACAAUUUAUUAA